UUCUAGAAACAUGCCGAAUGACAAAAGCUUUAAAAGUUCUCUUAUAUUAGCUGUCUCAUGUUUUCGAGAAUUAUUUUUGCAGUGUUGUUAUGAUGGAAUUUCUGCGGAAGCUCGUGGAAUACGAAAAAGUUUUUGGCAUCUUUUCUUUCAGUCAGUGUCUAUGAUUUCGCCCGCCGGGGCUAUGGCUGCAACUAUGACAAGUUCCGCCAACUAUGCCUGGGGCGCUUUGCCUUUCACAUACUUGUUAGCAAUUAUUGCCGGUACUCUUCUUAUGAAUACAACAGUGUGGUAUUCAAUGAAAGUUGCAUCGUCUGGAGGUUACUAUGCGUAUGUCUUUGCAGCAGUGGGCCCUAGGUGGGGUGUUAUUUGUGGAAUGAUGUUUAUUCUGGCAUAUUUCAAUGUUGUUACUAACGGAAUCUUGUUUGUCGGUGGAGUUUUCUUUCCUGGUUUUGUCAAGACAAUGACUGAAGUAACGUAUGCAGAAAAAGCUUGGAUAGGUAUUAUGUUUGGCUUUAUUCUUCUUAUUUAUACAUUGGCCUUCCUUGGAAUUCGUGUUUCUCUUGAUUAUGCCUUAGUGAUUGGUACAUUUGAGCUGGUCUUUAUGUUUGCAUGUACACUUGUAGUGGUUAUUAAAGUUGGUUCGAAGAAUACUGGAGAAGUGUUUCAUCCUUCUUUAGCUCGUACACGAGCAGAUAUUGCUAUUGCUGCGUUGCUUUCUUUUUUUUCUAUCUCUGGAUAUUCUGCCGUGGCAUUUCUUGGAGAGGAAGUGAAGAAUCCUCGUCGUCAAAUACCCAUAGCUGUCAUAUUGGCCUAUUCUACUGUAGCAUUGUUGUUCUUCUUUAUGUCUUAUGGUUUGACUGUGGGUUGGGGUUAUAAGGACAUGUCUCAUUUUGCUGCUUCGUUUGUUCCUGGUGUUAUUGUGUUCAAGCGUUAUUUGACUGCUGUUAUUGGUUGGUUUAUGGUUGUUUUUAUUUUCAAUGCCAUGUUUCUUGGUGCUUUAGCUCCUUUGAAUAGCUGUGCUAGAAUUAUUUUUUCUUUUGCCAGAGAAGGUUUGGUUUUUCCGAAAAUUUUUGCCGUUGUUGAUAGGAAGCAAAAUCCAGUAGUAUCGACAGCAGUGGUAGCUUUCCUUGCGACUAUUGUAGCUCUUAUUGCAGGACUUGCAAUGGGUCCUUUUGAUGGUUUUAUUAUGCUUGUGACAACUGCAUCAUUAGCUCUUUAUGUCGGACAUAUUAUUGCAAACCUUACUCUUGGUAUCUUUUAUUAUAGACAGAAACAACUUAAUUGGUUUUUCCAUGUAGUUGUUCCAGUUGUUGCAUCUAUUCUUGUUGGCUUUAGUAUAUUUUUCACUAUGUAUCCUUAUGAUCCUGUUACAUUAGCUUGUCCGAUAUGGACUGGAGUUUGGUUGAUAUUGUCCAUUAUUGGAGGUUACUUGACUCCACGUGACCGCUUAGACGCUGCUCAACGUCGCUUUGAACGAGUGCAAGAUCUUAUGGGUGCAACAUAUGUCAAAGUAGAAGGUGCUGCACAGUUUGAUAUGAGUGGAAGCAAGAAUGAACCGGAGUUGUCAGUUGAAGCUGAUGACUCUCAUAGAAACAGUGAAGGAGGGGGUGGUUCUUCCAAAUACGUCGACGAUGAACUUGUUACAGCAACAGCAAAAUAAGUUCAUAUCUACGAUAUUCUAGAAUUUGUGUUUUUUUUAUAUUGAAUGAAAGUAUUUGCUUGCUGCUUUUGAUGAUGUCUUUCAU
This is a messenger RNA of Galdieria sulphuraria, 1745 nucleotides long. RefSeq names its product amino acid permease, APC family. Bases 11 to 1660 code for a protein of 549 amino acids. Gene Ontology annotation, cellular component: membrane. The transcript is spliced from 3 exons. The record is from RefSeq and is a predicted model, not a curated record. Lineage: Eukaryota; Rhodophyta; Bangiophyceae; Galdieriales; Galdieriaceae. Gene Ontology annotation, biological process: transmembrane transport.